GGCCCCCGCGCGCCCCCGCCCCGCGCUCGCGCACAGGGGAGGCGGGCGGCGGGCGGCGGGCGCGCGCGGCGGGCUCGUGCACAGCGGCGGAGCCCGGGAGGCGGCGGGCUCGUGUCUGCCGGGCCCAGCGCCGAGUCGGUGUCGCGCGGAGCCGCCCAGCGCCGUCACCCCCGGGCACCCCUGAGUCAGCGCGCUCCGAGGACAUCGAGGACAUCGGGCGCCCCAGCAAGCCGCCCACCACCCCACAUGGCACUCGGGGGCCCAGACGCAGCGGGGAGGAGCCGGUGUGAGAGGCGGGCUCCGGGCUCCUGUCCAGCUGAGGGCACGUGCGCGUGAGGAUGCUGGCACGGCCCUAGGCCAGGCUCCGCACGAUGACCUGCUGGCUGCGCAUGCUCAGUCUGCACCUCCUGCUGCUGCCCGCCGCGCCACCGCCGGCCCGGGGCUGCCCCGCCCGCUGCGAGUGCACGGCGCCCACGCGAGCGGUGGCCUGCGCGCGCCGCCGCCUAACAGCCGUGCCCGACGGCAUCCCCGCCGAGACGCGCGUGCUGGAGCUGAGCCGCAACCGCAUCCGCUGCCUCAACCCGGGGGACCUGGCCUCGCUGCCCGCGCUGGAGGAGCUGGACCUCAGCCUCAACGCCAUCGCGCACGUGGAGCCGGGCGCCUUCGCCAACCUGCCCCGCCUGCGCGUCCUGCGCCUCCGGGGCAACCAGCUCAAGCUCAUCCCGCCCGGGGUCUUCACGCGCCUGGACAACCUGACCCUGCUGGACCUGAGCGAGAACCAGCUGGUCAUCCUGCUGGACUACACCUUCCAGGACCUGCGCCGCCUGCGCACGCUCGAGGUGGGCGACAACGACCUGGUGUUCAUCGCGCGCAGGGCCUUCGCGGGGCUGCUGGCCCUGGAGGAGCUGACCCUGGAGCGCUGCAACCUGACGGCGCUGUCCGGGGAGUCGCUGGGCCACCUGCGCGGCCUGGGCGCCCUGCGGCUGCGGCACCUGGCCAUCGCCACGCUGGAGGAGCAGAACUUCUGCAAGCUGUCGGGGCUGCUGCACCUGGAGAUCGACCACUGGCCGCUGCUGGAGGACGUGGCGGCGGGCAGCCUGCGGGGCCUCAACCUGACCUCGCUGUCCGUCACGCACACCAACAUCACCGCCGUCCCCGCCGCCGCGCUCCGCCACCAGGCGCACCUGACCUGCCUCAACCUGUCCUACAACCCCAUCAGCACGGUGCCCCGGGGCUCCUUCCGUGACCUGGUGCGGCUGCGGGAGCUGCACCUGGCGGGGGCGCUGCUGGCCGUGGUGGAGCCCCAGGCCUUCCUGGGCCUGCGGCAGAUCCGCCUGCUCAACCUCUCCAACAACCUGCUGUCCACGCUGGAGGAGGCCACGUUCCACUCGGUGAACACGCUGGAGACGCUGCGCGUGGACGGCAACCCGCUGGCCUGCGACUGCCGCCUGCUCUGGGUGGUCCAGCGCCGCAAGACCCUCAACUUCGACGGGCGCCUGCCGGCCUGCGCCACCCCGGCCGAGGUCCGCGGCGACGCGCUGCGCACCCUGCCGGACUCGGCGCUCUUCGAGUACUUCGUGUGCCACAAGCCGCAGAUCCGCGAGCGCCGCCUGCAGCACGUCACGGCCACGGCGGGGGACGACGUGCGCUUCCUGUGCCGCGCCGAGGGCGAGCCCGCGCCCAGCGUGGCCUGGGUGACGCCGCAGCACCGGGCGGUGACGGCCACCAGCGGGACGGGCCGCGCGCGCCUGCUGCCCGGGGGCACGCUGGAGAUCCUGGGCACGCGGCCGCAGGACAGCGGCACCUACACGUGCGUGGCCAGCAACGCGGGGGGCAACGACACCUACUUCGCCACGCUGACCGUGCGGCCCGAGCCCGCCGCCAACCGGACCCCGGAGGACGCGCGCAACGAGACGCAGGCGGCCGCGCGCUUCCCGCUGGACCUCACCACCGUCCUGGUGUCCACGGCCAUGGGCUGCAUCACCUUCCUGGGCGUCGUGCUCUUCUGCUUCCUGCUGCUCUUCGUGUGGAGCCGCGGCCGCGGGCAGCACAAGAACCACUUCUCCGUGGAGUACUCGUUCCGGAAGGUGGACGGGCCCGCGGCCGCCGCCGGCCAGGGCGGCGCGCGCAAGUUCAACAUGAAGAUGAUCUGAGCCGCCGUCCUCCGGUGCGCCCGCCGGGGGCCGUGGCAGCCGGCCGCAGGGCGCCACCCCGCUGUUUUUGUGGGCGCCCAGCUUGUUUUUCUGCCGAGCGCGUCUUUUUGCAGUUUCUCGGGACUCUACUAAAGGUCCCCGCCUGUGUCCCGCGCCCCCCCACCCUGCUGUGAUGGGGGGUGCGGGGUGAGGGGCCCCAGGAGGUGCCGGUGCCCCCAGCCUGCUCCCCUGCAGCUGUGUGUCCGGGGUGACAGCCGCCCCAGGGGAGGGUGCACAGAGGGUCAGCCCUGCUCACACCCAGAGUGCGCCAGAUUCACACCAGGGCCCCAGAUCCUGCUGGGCGGGGCGCGUGCACACCCCACACGCGGGUACUCAUUUCCCUGCAGGACACACCCGGCCCACGGCAAGGGCAUGCCACUCACACCCAGGGCACACUCAGCUCGCAUCGAGGACACUCUCAAUUCACACUUAGCACAUUGGCUUCACACCAAGUACACACCCGGUUCACACCUCCCAGGCACACCCGGCCCAUGCUGGGGACCCGCAGUUUACACCAGAAACGCGCGGUGCACAGCGGCACACACUCAGCUCACACGUAAUGCACACGCAGUUCACAGCAGUGCACCCGAGUGGCCCUUGUCGUGGUCCCGCAGCCAGGUCCCCUUCCUUCUCCCCUCCCUCCCUCCUUCUGGGACCUGUGGGCCAGUGGGGCGCCCACUAGAAGCCCUGUCCCUGGCAUCCGCAGCACCCCCAGCCCCUCGAUGCCCAGCCUCAGGGUCCCUCCCAGCCUCUGGCCUGCAGAACCGAGCAGCCCCGGAUGGGCGUAGAGCAGACAACUGAGAGCACCUCCCGGUCCCUGGCACGCAACUUCGGGCUGCGACAGGGAAGUGGGCUGAACAGGGAGGCGCCUCGCACAGAGCACUGAGGGACAUCGAGAGGAUGGGGUCUCUGUGACUGGGGGGCAGAGCUAGGACCAGAGUUUGAAUCCCAGGCUCAGCUGCAGCUCUGGGGAAGAAAGACCCCUCCCCCCAGACCACUGCAGGUAGUGAGCUGCCCGUCGCUGGGGUGCAGCAAGCAGGAGAUACCAGACUACCUCAGCCAGAUGACCGUUGGGACACUGUCUCGGGAGGAGGCACAGGAACUCAAGAGGCCACAGACCCCGACCUCUGCGCUGGGAGAUGUUUAAGCCGGCCCUGGCCCUGCUGCCCUGCAGUGUGUUCUCUGCUGGUGACCGGGACCCCCAGGUCGCUGGUGUCUUCUCUCCUUACGUGGCUCGAGUCCCGGCCUGCAGACACGCUGCGUGGCUUUUCCUGCAUCCUGGCUCCCUCGAGACUGUGGCCAGGUCUGAAGCUGGCUUUGUGCAAAGGACUGGGCAGGACCCCAGCUGGGCCGUGGACUGGGCCUCGGUGACCCCUGUCCCUGCCUGCAGUGUGCAGUGACCAGGGGGGUGCAGGCCAGGGGUAUGGAGCCGCCGCCCAGACUCCGCCCCGGAGCCCAGCCAGGCAGAACACACGGUGGUCCUCCUUGGCCUCCAGGCCCUGUUGCCAUGACAACCUGGAAGGCCUCCUGACCCUGUUGCCAUGACGAUUCCCAAGGCCUCCAAACAGCCUCCAAGUGCCUUUAGCAUCACACAAAGACUGGGCGGGGAGGGAGGGAUGCAUUCCUGGCAGCACUGGGGGUGACAGCUUCAGUAUUGGGGGUCCCCAGGCCUUUCUCCCCAGUCCCAACCCAAACCCAGACCCCUCUGCCCACCUCCUUCUCCACAUCCCGCUGUAUUUGAUUGGAAUCCAAUAAAACGGAAAGUGAUUUAAUAAACAAA
Cavia porcellus (domestic guinea pig) is the source of this 3972-nucleotide messenger RNA. It is a transcript of the gene Lingo3, whose product is annotated as leucine rich repeat and Ig domain containing 3. The transcript is spliced from 3 exons. NCBI's taxonomy places the organism in Eukaryota, Metazoa, Chordata, Mammalia, Rodentia, Caviidae. The record is from RefSeq and is a predicted model, not a curated record. Gene Ontology annotation, molecular function: protein binding. The coding region runs from base 372 to 2153 and encodes 593 amino acids.